UUCUGUAUCUCUCAAUCGAUGGCCAUGGACCCUGACUUCUGAAGAGUUCUCUCACAACCCUUGCACAUGUAUCUGUGUCUUCAACUGCAAGCCUGCGGUGGCUUGGCCUGCCUCAGGGGGCGGCCACCCAGCGGUACCCUAGCGGCGUCGCCACCCGGUGCGCCUGACCGCCUCCAACCCAGCUGACGCGUCCUGCUCCGCUGCCCUCGAGGUCGAGGGCGCCCUAGCUUCCCGUCGGUGAGGGCGCCGCACCAGAAAAUCCGAGGUGCGAUUUCCCCCUUCACAGAUCGAGUUUACAAGGCCGGAUUUUUUAUAUUAAGUUGAAAGACUGUUAAAUUCGAGUUGGAAGUUGGGGGAUCCUGAUUCCACGCGUCCGCAUAAUCUGCCCUCGAGAAGUCAAUAUCGCAAUAUCGCAACUGAAAAUUACCCGCAAAAAGAAAAAUAUUGCAGCUGAAAACGUAGAGUAAAAACGGUAGUUGAGAUGUUUGGAUGUACCGGCGCCGCAAACUUAAUAACACUUGUUUAGAACCAUGCGUCAUCGUAUCAAACUUCAUUAAUUAUUGAAAAGCAUGAGGAACAAUUCCAAACAGAGUAUAAAAGCGACAAAGAACGGGGAUACCUGCUAACUAACCUUGCACGCAACUGGAUUUGCUUAAAACAAAUUACGGCCUGCCGGUCGGCACUAAUGCAUAUUUUUCAAAGCAAAACGAAGCUGUCACUCUGUCAAAGUAAGCACAGUGACGAAAUGUUUUUUGAUGCUCCGUAACGCGAACGCUGUCUGUGUUGCCCCGUAAUGCCAGCGCCAUCUGCGUGGUGUGUGCUACUUCACGUCUUCAUCCAUCCCCUUAGGGCAAACUAUAAUCAUCUACACAGAAGCCAAUAAUACGAGUCCAUGUGAUAUGCUUCUGAAGACAAGAGGUGCACAGCUUCUUCUCUGUUCUCUCCACGAAUAUUUCGUUCACUUCCGUUUGCCUUAAUUUUUUCGCUUCUUUCAGAUCUUUUUAUAUGUGAAUUGUGCACAGUUGAACUCCAGCCACGCAUUACUAAGUAGUGAGCGACAAAGCUAUGUCAUGGAACUCUUCGUGCUCAUAGUAUGGGCACCGUUGGUAUUGUCAUAUGGAGCUGGAAGCAUCAUUUGUGCUGUUCUCCAUGGGAACGAUACGGAUAUGCUGUCACUCCUUGACUUCAAGCGCGCAAUCACUGAGGAUUCAAAAGGGGCCUUGAGUUCAUGGAAUGCCAGCAUCCACUUCUGCAACUGGCAGGGCGUGAAGUGCAGCCUCACACAACAUGAGCGUGUCGCUAUGCUGGACCUGUCGGAGCAGAGUUUGGUUGGGCAAAUCUCUCCUUCCCUUGGAAACAUGUCAUAUCUUGCUUCUCUUAACCUCUCCAGAAGUAUGUUCUCUGGCCAGAUACCUCUUCUCGGCCACCUGCAGGAGUUGAAGUUUCUUGACCUGAGUUACAACUCACUGCAGGGGAUUAUUCCAGUGGCACUCACAAACUGCUCCAACUUAAGCGUGUUGGACCUCUCAAGAAACUUAUUGGUGGGUGAAAUCCCCCAAGAAAUAGCCCUUCUCUCCAAUCUGACACGUUUGUGGCUUCCCUAUAACAAGCUUACCGGGGUCAUCCCACCGGGCCUUGGCAAUAUCACUUCUCUAGAACAUAUUAUUUUGAUGUAUAACCAGCUAGAGGGAAGCAUUCCUGAUGAGUUUGGGAAAUUGUCCAAGAUGUCAAACUUACUCCUUGGUGAAAACAUGCUGUCAAGUAGAGUCCCAGACGCUAUCUUUAAUCUGUCUCUGCUCAAUCAAAUGGCCUUGGAGUUGAAUAUGCUAUCUGGCACUCUACCAUCUCACAUGGGCAAUACUCUCCCUAACCUCCAACGUCUUUUCUUGGGUGGUAACAUGUUGGAAGGUUUUAUCCCAGACUCAUUAGGCAAUGCGUCUGACCUACAGCACAUAUCCUUGGCUUAUAAUCAUGGAUUUAGAGGGCAAAUUCCGUCUUCUCUUGGUAAACUUAUGAAGCUCAGAAAGCUAGGUCUCGACACAAACAAUCUUGAAGCAAAUGACAGUCAAAGCUGGGAAUUCCUGGACUCAUUGAGCAACUGCACUCUUCUAGAGAUGCUUUCACUCCAUAGUAAUAUGCUUCAAGGAGUCUUGCCAAAUUCUGUUGGCAACCUUUCGUCUAAUCUUGAUAACCUUGUGUUUGGUAGGAACAUGCUAUACGGAUUACUCCCCUCAAGCAUAGGAAACCUACAUAGACUAACUAAACUAGGACUGGAGGGAAACAAUUUUACUGGUCCAAUUGAUGAAUGGAUUGGAAAUCUUCCAAAUUUACAAGGUUUAUAUCUUGAGGAGAACAGAUUCACUGGGACUAUACCAACUUCCAUUGGCAAUAUUACCAAGUUGACAGUACUGUUUCUAGCAAAUAAUCAAUUCCAUGGUCCUAUACCAUCAAGUUUAGAAAACCUUCAACAACUCGGAUUUUUGGACCUCAGUUAUAACAAUCUUCAAGACAAUAUACCAGAAGAGGUUUUUAGGGUCGCCACAAUUAUUCAAUGUGCAUUGUCCCACAACAGUCUAGAAGGCCAAAUUCCUUGCAUCAGUAAUCUUCAACAACUCAACUAUCUAGAUCUUUCAUCCAACAAGCUUACUGGGGAAAUUCCACCAACUCUGCCCACAUGCCAACAAUUGCAAACUAUCAAAAUGGACCAGAACUUUCUCUCAGGAAGCAUUCCCAUAUCUCUGGGCAGUCUUAGCAGCUUGAUCAGCCUCAACCUUUCACAUAACAAUUUCUCAGGCUCUAUCCCAAUUGCUCUAAGCAAACUGCAACUUCUCACCCAGUUGGAUCUAUCCGACAAUCAUCUUGAAGGAGAUGUACCAGUAAACGGAGUAUUCAAAAAUACGUCAGCCAUUUCACUUGAAGGAAAUUGGCGACUUUGUGGUGGUGUAUUGGAACUACAUAUGCCUUCAUGCCCGACUGUUUCUCAGAGAAGAUCUGGAUGGCAACACUACUUGGUCAGAGUAUUGGUCCCCAUAUUAGGCAUCAUGUCACUUUUAUUACUGGUUUACUUUACCCUCAUUAGAAACAAGAUGUUACGGAUGCAGAUAGCAUUGCCUUCUUUGGGUGAGCGAUUCCCAAAAGUUUCUUAUAAAGAUCUAGCACGAGCUACAGACAACUUCGCAGAGUCUAACUUGAUUGGGAGAGGAAGCUGUGGUUCAGUGUACAGAGGAAAGUUAACCAAAGAACACAUGGCUGUGGCAGUGAAAGUUUUUGACCUUGACACUCAAGGUGCGGAUAGAAGUUUCAUGUCAGAAUGUAAAACUUUGAGAAACAUUCGUCACCGGAAUCUUCUUCCCAUUUUGACUGCAUGCUCAACAAUUGAUACUCGAGGCAAUGAUUUCAAAGCUCUAGUCUAUGAUUACAUGCCCAAUGGCAACUUGGAUAGUUGGGUGCACCCAACAGGCGAUAGAAAUUUCGCAGAUCAACUGGACCUAUAUCAGAGAGUGGAAAUAGCUGCAAAUAUAGCUGACGCACUGCAGUAUAUACACCAUGACUGUGAGAGUCCUAUUAUUCACUGUGAUUUGAAGCCCAGCAAUAUCCUUCUAGAUUAUGAUAUGACAGCUCGUUUGGGAGAUUUCGGCAUUGCAAGGUUCUACAUAAAACGCAAGCUAGUACCAGCUGGAGAUUCGACUUCAGUUGGCACAAUAACUUUGAAGGGGACUAUUGGAUAUAUUGCUCCAGAGUAUGCCGGAGGUAGCUACUUAUCAACUUCUGGAGACGUGUACAGUUUUGGGAUAGUACUUCUAGAACUACUAACAGGAAAACGACCAACUGAUCCUAUGUUCUGCAAUGGACUUACCAUCGUCGAUUUCGUCAAGAGGAAUUUUCCAGAUCAGAUACUUCAUAUUAUUGAUGCUUAUCUCUUAGAAGAGUGUCAAGAGUCUGCUAAAGCUGAUUUGGGAGGAGAAAACAACGCCCAACAGUGCUUGAUGUCCUUGCUGAAAGUGGCGCUUUCUUGCACAAGACAGACACCUAAUGAUCGAAUGAACAUGAGAGAAUCAGCUACAGAAUUGCACGCAAUCAAAAUGUCUAUUUCCAUACCUGCUGUUAUGUAGUACUCCAUAUGUAAUUAGAGCUUUUGAUCUGCUACAAUAGCGUGUGGUAGAAUCAGGAGGCACUUCACGGUCUGACGGUCAUGGCAUGAACUAUAUCCUGUACAGAACGUAUUUUCCUGAGCUGUGACUCUGUUCCUAGUCUUUCAAGUGUUCCAUCUGUUGUAAAAGCAUGAAUUAGGUGUGUGUUUUAUGAACUGUAAACAUGGUAUGCAUAUUUCUUAAAUUGCCCUGAAGUUGGCAUUUUUGUCUGA
Molecule: messenger RNA, 4363 nt
Organism: Brachypodium distachyon (stiff brome)
Lineage: Eukaryota; Viridiplantae; Streptophyta; Magnoliopsida; Poales; Poaceae
Product: receptor kinase-like protein Xa21
Exons: 2
Coding region: 1071-4112 (1013 amino acids)
Biological process (GO): protein phosphorylation
Molecular function (GO): protein binding; protein kinase activity; ATP binding
Source: RefSeq, a predicted model, not a curated record